AGCAGGUCAGAGGAGAGGAUGUGGAAGUCUAAGAAGUGAAGGAAAACGUCGAAAGUCAUCUAAGUAAGAUUCCCAUUCAAACGUUGUUAUAAACAAAACCUGCGAAGACGUCGUCGAGUAACAAACUCCACGGUAUAGUAGAAGUACCGCAAAGAUGGCGCCGAAGAAGCCGGAGCAGGCUGCUUCCACGAAGCAGACACUGAAGCAGUUCCGGGAGAAGUAUGGCGAGAAGGUGGACGUGUUCGGGAUUCUGCAGCUGAAGCCGGGGGCGACGGAGAAGGAAAUUUCGAAGAGUUACAAGAAACUGUCCCUCUUAUACCACCCCGACAAGCAGGACAACAAUGACGCGACCAUGUUCAUCAAGGUCAAGGAGGCCCGGGAUUUACUCUUGGACGAAAACGUGAAGCAGGAGCUGGAGCGGGCGAUGAAUCGGAAAAAGCAGGAGGAAGUGUUUCUCGCCAAGCAACAGGACGCGCGGGGCAAGAUGGCGCGGGAUUUGGACGCGCGGGAGAAGCAGCAGGAUGAGAAGGCGAAGCAGAAGCAAAAGGAGGACGAAUUCAUUCGCGCGGGGAGCCGCUACGUGCACGGUACAACCGGGGAUAGUGGAACCAAGACGGGUGGGUUGUCCGCGCAACUGGCACAGAUCCGCGAGCAAAACCGGGCGUUUAUCGAGCAGAAGAACGAGGAGCGGCGCAGGUACUUGCGCGAGGACUUGGAUGUGCAGGUGAAGAAGGCGAAAGUGGGUUUGCGGGACGCGAGGGUGUUACUGCAGGUGAAACGGAAAAACUUCGCUCCGGAAGUGGAAUCGUUGCAGAAGGCGACAAUAGAGGAGAUCCGAGAGGAGGAAUUUUUCAGCAACGCGACCAAGCGACAGAUGAUCCGCAGAAUACAGAGCGACUUCGAAGGGUUGGAGAAGGAUCGGAAAAUUCGGGGAUUUGAAGGCUCCGUGCGGAUUUUCGUGGACGAAGCAAUAGGUGGAGGAGCUGCCGACGAUGAAUUUUCUUCAGGGAAGAUGAACAAAGGGUCGAGUUCAGCAUCCUCUACAACAGCGACGACGGCAGGGGGGACAACUUCUUCUUCUUCUAAAAAUACACCAAUUGUGCACUGCGAGCUGCAGUUCGAAACGCGGGACAACGCGCGGCAGUGUGUAGAAUUCCUAUUGACGGAGAAGGCCACGAAGAAGAAGUUCCCUUUCGCGUGGAUCAACAAACUGCCGAAACUCUGCGACCCGGGGCCGCAGCUGAAGGCCAGCGACAUUGAAAGAGUGAAAAAGAGGCGGAAAUUGUUUCCCAGUCCGGGCAGGGACGACGACUUCGGGGACGAUGCGGACGGGGGGCCGAACAGCAUCCUGCAGUCCAGCUUUCUCCGAGCCGACAAGCAGGACAAUUUUCGCAGCGCGGAGGCGCCGCGCUACCCGAGCUUCUUCGCCAUGGAAAAGGAUAUAUUGGGCAGGCUGGACGCCCUGCUCAAGAUCGAUGGAUAAGAAAGUAGAUUUUCGAGCUAAGGACGAAAAUAUGGUGUGUAGUACUAGUGUUUCACUCCUUUAGAUAGAAGAAGUGUGAUGGCGACAGCGACGAUUUUGAUACGACUGUGUAAUGCUUGUAUCAUUAAAUGAGUUGAUUUGAACUCCAUUUUGCGUAGACCACGUUUACGGAAUCUUCUCGCUCUGCAGAAGAUGAAUGCGCGCGAAAGAUUUUUUAUGUUUCUUUUGUUGCGACUUCUGAACUGCC
This is a messenger RNA of Amoebophrya sp. A120, 1730 nucleotides long. The record is from the annotation of a GenBank genome assembly. Lineage: Eukaryota; Dinophyceae; Syndiniales; Amoebophryaceae.